AUGGCGAAUAUCGCUACCGAAACAUCUCUCUAUGACCUCCUCGCCGAAUCCCUACCCAAAGAAGCCGCAUUUACCUUCUACCACUACUCCACACCGCCGACGAAAUCCCCGCCACUAUUUGCUGCACCUCCGCAUGCGAAACCCGAGCGGACUUACUGCGAAUCGCAUUUCCUCGCCGCUUCGAUAAACCCGAAGGACUACCCGAACACUGCUGCGCCCGAUGAGCUCCUCGUACUAGCCAUUGAAGUCUUGCUCUACACUACCAAACAUCUCACUACCAUAUUUGUCUCAAAAGCAGACUCAACAGGAUAUCUCUCACUGUUGGGCACUGGUCGAACGCACGGUGGAUCACCAUUAAAGGCGAUAUGCGGGACCUUUGUAUCAUGGCUGGCAAAGGAACGUCAAAGAGAAGGCAUAAGGACGGUCGUAUCGCUAUUCGCGAGAGCGCAGGAUCAAUAUCUGUUUCCCGCAAGCAUAGAGAACAAGGGAAAGCAUCUUCUUGAUGAUAAAGAGCUGGUACGAUGGUGGUGCAAGGUGCUCGACCCGCUCGUAAAGCAAUAUAAGGAAGAGGAAGCAAAGCCGCUAAGCAAACGGCUCACGGCGGCUGCAGGCCCAGUAGCGUCUUCCCCAGAAUCCACCGCGACAGGAUAUCUCGUCAUUCCUGGAUUUGAGCCCUCCGACACACUUCGCUAUUACACCCCGGCGCCUGCACCCAAUGCACCGCGUCGUUGGUCAGCCGCACACCCACUUCUCCAGAUUGCACCAUAUCCUGCCGCACCGCCACGCUGUUUGAUACCGCGUUUUCCAGAUGACCCCAAAGCGCGCUUUCUGGAUGAGUUGGACGACGAGCUUCCGGAUCGAGGCACCGAUGCCAUGACUAAAGAAGGAGGCACCCCUUCUCGCAGCAAUGGUCAGUGGAAGAGUGUCAAGACUCUGAAUCAAUUCUGGGAGUUCAUGGCAUUCAGGCAGGAGUGCUCCUCCGGCCGGAUAGUGGGCUUCAUAUGGGUUGUUAUCACUCCACCAAAGCCUUCCAUUGGGGAGGAAGACGAGCAUAAGCCUUCGCAGCUUUCCUCUUCUUCGCAAAAUGAUUCGCAGAACACAGCACUCGCUUCGCCAAAUUCCAGUCCUAAGAAGAGAGCUUCGAAGAAGUCGAGAAGACGGAAGACCAACACCGACUACGGGCCCAUACCACUUAUCCUCCCGAGGAUCAAGUCUUCAUCAUCAGGUUUGUCCACCAUGUCGACUGGCACCGCAGGAGCACCAGCACAGACUGUUCCUGAAACGAGUCCGUACUAUUGGUGGCCGGCGGAAUCGCGAGGCACAGUAGUGUUUUCUUCAAAAAACUACAAUCGAGCGCAUGAAGUGCUCCUGAAGCAAAACUUUUCGACCCGCGCCGCGGCAAUUAGGAGUACCCGGCGAUGGAAAGAGGAGGUUGCAGUUCUAGGGAGCGUCGACGACUGGACCAAGACCGUUAUGGGGCGCAAGGACACUCCAAGUGCGACUGCUGUACCGGCUGACGGUACGACCAUUACGCUGAUCGGCACGAGGAAGAAGAGGAAACCGACAGAUGCGAAUGCUCCUGAAUCAAACUCGCAGGGAGGAGCAAUGCUAGGCGAGGGGUUGGUGCGGAAGAAACCCAAGGUCGAGGCCAAUGUCUCUCAUGGUGUAAACACGCUAGGCGCAGGUUUAGUGCGGAAGAAGCUAAAGAAUUGA
Messenger RNA from Didymosphaeria variabile, 1713 nucleotides. RefSeq lists its product as uncharacterized. Gene Ontology annotation, biological process: DNA damage response. Gene Ontology annotation, molecular function: histone H3K56 acetyltransferase activity. The record is from RefSeq and is a predicted model, not a curated record. Gene Ontology annotation, cellular component: nucleus. Lineage: Eukaryota; Fungi; Ascomycota; Dothideomycetes; Pleosporales; Didymosphaeriaceae. The transcript has a single exon. Bases 1 to 1713 code for a protein of 570 amino acids.